GAGCAGCAGAGGAGACCAGGGUGGAAGUAUGGAAUUUCGGACGCAGCUCCUGUCUGCAGAUUCAAAUGCGGUCGGUGUUUCUGGUUCAUGUCUCUGAAUGACUGAAGUCCAGAAGAUGGAUGAUUGUGUGGAUAAAGAGGAGGAGAAACCAGAGUCUCCAGGAUCCAUCUGUCUGUCUAUGAAGAGUGACCGGUCCAAAGAUUUACCUCCAGUGUUCAGUAAAGAACCUGGACCCUCAGACACAAAAGGUCGGUACCGCAGUCAGAGACCAGAGUCUCCAGGAUCCAGCUGUCUGUCUAUGAAGAGUGACCGGUCCAAAGAUUUACCUCCAGUGUUCAGUAAAGAACCUGGACCCUCAGACACAAAAGGUCGGUACCGCAGUCAGAGACCAGAGUCUCCAGGAUCCAUCUGUCUGUCUAUGAAGAGUGACCGGUCCAAAGAUUUACCUCCAGUGUUCAGUAAAGAACCUGGACCCUCAGACACAAAAGGGAGGAAGAGGAGAGGAGUUGGUGUGGAGGAGCAGCCAUCCUGCUGUCCUUUGUGUCAGGACGUCCUGAAGGAUCCAGUCUCCAGCAGCUGUGGACACUGGUUCUGCAGACGCUGCAUGAGCUCAUACUGGGACCAGUCUGCUCCACCAGGACCGUCCUCCUGUCCCCAGUGUGGAAAAAGAUCCAGAGCUGGACUGCAGACAGCCAGUCAGAGCAGAACUGUACGAGCAGAUGCUGGUCUGCAGGAGGUCAGAGAUGAACACAAGACCAGUCUGAGGAGGAGAUGUGAACAUGUGACUGAAGGAAUUGAUGAAACAGGAAGUAGAACCCCCCUCAACAGGAUCUACACGGAUCUCUUCAUCACAGAGGGACUGAGUGAAGAGGUUGAUACCCAACAUGAGGUGAGGCAGCUGGAGACAGCUUCCAGGAUGAAGAGCCUCCAUGACGCUCCAAUCAGGUGCCAGGACAUCUUUAAAGCCUUACCUGGCCAAUGUGGAGCAAUCAGAGUGGUUCUGACGAACGGCGUCGCUGGCGCUGGGAAAACCUUCUCGGUUCAGAAGUUCUCUCUGGACUGGGCCGAGGGCUCGGAGAACCAAGACGUCACCGUGGUGAUUCUGCUCUCAUUCAGGGAGCUGAACCUGAUCAGAGAUGAGCAGUUCAGUCUUCUCAGGCUGAUCCAGGUUUUCCAUCCAUCGUUACAGAAGCUCACAGCAGAGCAGCUGGCUGCCUGGAAACCGUUGUUCAUCUUUGACGGCCUGGAUGAAAGCAGACGUUCCCUGGACUUUAACAACGGUCCGGUCGUGUCUGACGUCACACAGAGCUCAUCGGUCAACGUGCUGCUGACCAACCUCAUCCAGGGGAACCUGCUUCCCUCAGCUCUCAUCUGGAUCACUUCCAGACCUGCAGCAGCCAAUCAGAUCCCUCAGAAACACGUUGACAGGGUGACAGAAGUACGAGGCUUCACCGACGGCCAGAAGGAGGAAUACUUCAGGAAGAGGUUCAGUGAUGAAGAGCGGUCCAGCAGCAUCGUCUCCCACAUGAAGACAUCCAGAACCCUCCACAUCAUGUGUAAACUACCGGUCUUCUGCUGGAUCACUGCUUCAGUUCUGGACCACAUGUUGACCACAGAGCAGAGAGGAGAGCUGCCAAAGACCCUGACUGACAUGUUGUCCCACUUCCUGGUGGUCCAGACAAAGAGGAAGAAUAACAAGUACCAGGAGGGAGAUGAGACGAGUCCACAGGAACUGACGGAGGCUGACAGGGACCUUCUUCUGAAGCUGGGUAGGCUGGCGUUUGAACAUCUGGAGAAAGGAAACAUCAUGUUCUACCAAGAAGACCUGGAGCAGUGUGGUCUUGAUGUCUCAGAGGCCUUGGUGUACUCAGGAGUUUGUACCCAGAUCUUCAGGAGAGAGUGUGAGGUCUUCCAGAAACCCGUCUACUGCUUUGUUCAUCUGAGCAUCCAGGAGUUCCUGGCUGCAGUCUAUGUGCUCCACUGUUGCUCCACCAGAAACACAGAUGUGCUGAAGAACUUCCUGGGAGAAGACUCCUCAGACUCAUCCACAGAUGACUUCCUGGAGAGAGUCAUGCAGAAAUCCCUGGAGAGUGAAAAUGGCCACCUGGACCUAUUUGUCCGCUUCCUUCAUGGUCUUUCUGUGGAGUCCAACCAGAGACUCUUAGGAGGUCUGCUGAACCAGACGGAGAACGAUCCAGAAACCAUCCAGAGAAUCAUCAACAACCUGAAAGUGAUGAUCACUGAUGAAAUCUCUCCUGACAGAAGCAUCAACAUCUUCCAGUGUCUGAUGGAGAUGAACGACCUCUCAGUUCAUCAGGAGAUCCAAGAGUUCCUGAAGUCAGAGAACAGAUCAGAGGAGGACCUCUCUGAGAUCCAGUGUUCAGCUCUGGCCUACAUGCUGCAGAUGUCAGAGGAGGUCCUGGAUGAGUUGGACCUGAAAAAGUACAAGACAACACCAGGGGGUCGACUGAGACUGAUUCCAGCUGUGAGGAACUGCAGAAAGGCUCGAUUUGUUAGUUGUGGACUCUCAGAGACUCACUGUGAAGUUGUUGCGUCCGCUCUGAAGUCCAACCCCUCCCAUCUGACAGAACUGGACCUGAGUCGGAACCAGGACCUGCAGGAUUCAGGAGUGAAGUUUCUGUCUGGUGGACUGGAGAGUCCAAACUGUAGACUGGAGACUCUGAGAUUGGAGGACUGCAGUCUAUCAGAGAUCAGAUGUUCUUCUCUGGUCUCAGCUCUGAAGUCCAACCCCUCCCAUCUGGAACAUCUGGACCUGAGUUACAACGACCUGGAGGAUUCAGGAGUGAAACAUCUGUGCGGUUUCCUGGAGAGUCCAGACUGCAGACUGGAGAGUCUGAGGAUGGAGCGCUGCUGGUUGUCAGAGAUCAGUUGUUCUUCUCUGGUCUCAGCUCUGAAGUCCAACCCCUCCCAUCUGAAACAUCUGGACCUGAGCUGGAAUCGGCUGCAUGAUUCAGGAGUGAAACAUCUGUGUGGUUUCCUGGAGAGUCCAGACUGCAGACUGGAGACUCUGAAGUUGGAGAGCUGCGGUCUGUCAGAGAUCAGCUGUUCUUCUCUGGUCUCAGCUCUGAAGUUCAACCCCUCCCAUCUGAAACAUCUGGACCUGAGUGGGAACGACCUGCAGGAUUCAGGAAUGAAACAUCUGUGUGGUUUCCUGGAGAGUCCAGACUGCAGACUGGAGACUCUGAGCUUACAGUGCUGCGGUCUGUCAGGGAUCAGCUGUUCUUCUCUGGUCUCAGCUCUGAAGUCCAACCCCUCCCAUCUGAAACAUCUGGACCUGAGAUCCAACAACAAACUGCAGGCUGCAGAUGUGGAGCAGCUGUCUGAUCUGGUGGAGAGUCCAGACUACCAGCUGCAGACUCUCAGGUCGGAGCGCUACAGGUUGUCAGAGAUCAGAUGUGAUGAUCUGGUCUCAGUUCUGGAGUCCAACCCGUCUGAUCUGGAACAUCUGGACCUGAGUGAUAACCAGCUGCAGGAUUCAGACGUGAAGCAGCUGUGUGUUCUUCUGGAGAGUCCAGACUGCAGAUUGGAGACUCUGAGGUUGGAGAAAUGCUGGAUGUCAAAGAUCAGCUGGUAUUCUCUGGUCUCAGCUCUGAAGUCCAACCCCUCCCAUCUGAAACAUCUGAAACAUCUGGACCUGAGUAAUAACUACCUGCCGGAUUCAGGAGUGAAACAUCUGUGUGGUUUCCUGGAGAAUCCAGACUGCAGACUGGAGACUCUGAGGUUGGAGAACUGCUGGGUGUCAGAGAUCAGCUGCUCUUCUCUGGUCUCAGCUCUGAAGUCCAACCCCUCCCAUCUGAAACAUCUGGACCUGAGUCUGAACCAGCUGCAGGAUUCAGGAGUGAAACAUCUGUGUGGUUUCCUGGAGAGUCCAGACUGCAGACUGGAGACUCUGAGGUUGAAGGACUGCAGCUUGUCAGAGAUCAGCUGUUCUUCUCUGGUCUCAGCUCUGAAGUCCAACCCCUCCCAUCUGAAACAUCUGGACCUGAGUAAGAACUACCUGCAUGAUUCAGGAGUGAAACAUCUGUGUGGUUUCCUGGAGAGUCCAGACUGCAGACUGGAGACUCUGAGGUUGGAGGGCUGCUGGUUGUCAGAGAUCAGCUGUUCUUCUCUGGUCUCAGCUCUGAAGUCCAACCCCUCCCACCUGAAACAUCUGGACCUGAGCUGGAACCAACUGCAGGAUUCAGGAGUGAAACAUCUGUGUGGUUUCCUGGAGAGUCCAGACUGCAGACUGGAGACUCUGAGCUUGCAGUGCUGCGGUCUGUCAGAGAUCAGCUGUUCUUCUCUGGUCUCAGCUCUGAAGUCCAACCCCUCCCAUCUGAAACAUCUGGACCUGAGAUUCAACAACAAGCUGCAGGCUGCAGAUGUGGAGCAGCUGUCUGGUCUGGUGGAGAGUCCAGACUACCAGCUGCAGACUCUCAGGUGGGAGCGCUGCAGUUUGUCAGAGAUCAGAUGUGAUGAUCUGGUCUCAGCUCUGGAGUCCAACCCGUCUGAUCUGGAACAUCUGGUCCUGAGUGAGAAGCUGCAGGAUUCAGAUGUGAAGCAGCUGCGUGGUUUCCUGGGUGGUCCAGACUGCAGACUGGAGACUCUGAGGUUGGAGAACUGCUGGUUGUCAGAGAUCAGCUGUUCUUCUCUGGUCUCAGCUCUGAAGUCCAACCCCUCCCACCUGAAACAUCUGGACCUGAGCUGGAACCAGCUGCAGGAUUCAGGAGUGAAACAUCUGUGUGGUUUCCUGGAGAGUCCAGACUGCAGACUGGAGACUCUGAGCUUGCAGUGCUGCGGUCUGUCAGGGAUCAGCUGUUCUUCUCUGGUCUCAGCUCUGAAGUCCAACCCCUCCCAUCUGAAACAUCUGGACCUGAGAUUCAACUACCAGCUGCAGGCUGCAGAUGUGGAGCAGCUGUCUGGUCUGGUGGAGAGUCCACACUACCAGCUGCAGACUCUCAGGUCGGAGCGCUGCAGUUUGUCAGAGAUCAGCUGUCGUCCUCUGGUCUCAGCUCUGGAGUCCAACCCGUCUGAUCUGGAACAUCUGGUCCUGAGUGGGAACAAGCUGCAGGAUUCAGAUGUGAAGCAGCUGUGUGGUUUCCUGGGUGGUCCAGACUGCAGACUGGAGACUCUGAGGUUGGAGGACUGCUUGAUGUCAGAGAUCAGCUGUUCUUCUCUGGUCUCAGUUCUGAAGUCCAACCCCUCCCACCUGGAACAUCUGAAACAUCUGGACCUGAGUGAGAACCCGAUGCUGCAGGAUUCAGGAGUGAAACGUCUGUGUGGUUUCCUGGAGAGUCCAGACUGCAGACUGGAGACUCUGAGGUUGAAGGGAUGCUGGCUGUCAAAGAUCAGCUGUUCUUCUCUGGUCUCAGCUCUGAAGUCCAACCCCUCCCAUCUGAAACAUCUGGACCUGAGAGGGAACGGCCUGCAGGCUGCAGAUGUGCAGCAGCUGUCUGGUCUGGUGCAGAGUCCACACUACCAGCUGCAGACUCUCAGAAAAUGAACCAAACAGACGACGGUGGACCAGGUGGAUUCCUAUCAGAGGAGACGUCCUCCUAUAAUCUCUCAACACCAGCAAAUGUUGAAGCAUGUGGCUCCACCAACCUCCACCUCUCCCUCAUCAAACACCCUCGUCUGACGUUCUACUCAUUAUUUGGAUUAAAUGAGGUUCAAAGCGACUCUUCAGAAAACCUCUGGGUGACGUCACAGAGGGUUUUAAGUUCUUCUAACUUAACUCGGUCUGUUGUUAGCACUCAGCGAGAUAUUUUUGUACAACUUAAAAAAAAAUACAGGUCGUCAAAGGUUGUGCUUUUGAGAAUAAGGUUUGUUUAGAAGAAAAAAAGAACCGAGUCGGUGUCGUUGCUGUACAAGGAGAGGACAUUUAUUGAAGAAUUCCCAGCAUCACAGAUGUGUGUUAUCUGAGGUCGUCUCUUUCAGAUUUCAGUGAUUCAGACAAAGUGAAUUCAUCCACUCACAUGCAAGUCACACACCUGUGCACUCACCUGCUCCCCCAGACACACACAGGCCCACGGUCCAACAUACGUUCACAGUCUUGAUACGUACAAAAAUUGAUACAAAUACAAAUAAUACCACAAUAAAAACAUUGUAAUUAUUCUUUUUUUAAGAAAUUCUUACAGUUUAGCUAUGUUCUCUAUUCUGUAGAAAGACAACUAAGCUUUAAUAAGGGAGGAAUAAUUUUUUCUGCCCUUCUCUAAAAUGAUCAGUAUAUCAU
Messenger RNA from Cololabis saira (Pacific saury), 6232 nucleotides. Its product is annotated as NACHT, LRR and PYD domains-containing protein 12-like. The coding region runs from base 98 to 5503 and encodes 1801 amino acids. NCBI's taxonomy places the organism in Eukaryota, Metazoa, Chordata, Actinopteri, Beloniformes, Belonidae. Gene Ontology annotation, molecular function: protein binding. The transcript has 24 exons. The record is from RefSeq and is a predicted model, not a curated record.